Tripterygium wilfordii is the source of this 1666-nucleotide messenger RNA. RefSeq names its product DNA repair protein recA homolog 2, mitochondrial. NCBI's taxonomy places the organism in Eukaryota, Viridiplantae, Streptophyta, Magnoliopsida, Celastrales, Celastraceae. The coding region runs from base 114 to 1322 and encodes 402 amino acids. The transcript has 8 exons. The record is from RefSeq and is a predicted model, not a curated record. Gene Ontology annotation, molecular function: ATP-dependent DNA damage sensor activity; single-stranded DNA binding; ATP binding. Gene Ontology annotation, biological process: DNA repair.
UUACCACUGGAAAGACAAAAGUCCGAGCUCAAAGCAAACGAGACAAGGAGGGAAGGGAACCACUGCCAAGAGGCGCUACUCACGCAACUGGGAACUUGGCUGUAGAGAGGGCAAUGGCACUCCACUUGUCUUCUUCUUCUUCACUUGUGCAGUCUCUUCGUAUCAGUUUUCUCAGAGGCUCUCGUCUUUCCUCUAUACUUCAGAACAGAAGAAGGGGCCAAAGCAUUUGUUUUGAGAGAAAAAACUGUAAUCUUUCCUCUUUAGUGGAAGUUUCCGACUUUGAGUGUGAUGAACUCCAAGAUGAUGCCGUAGCAACAGAAAAGGCUACCGCAUUGCGUUCAGCUCUCACACAGCUUGCCGAUGAAUUUGGUAAAGAGUCUAAAUUAUCUCUGCAGAGGUUUUUCAAUUCUCGGCAUGCUCCUGUGAUAUCUACAGGCUCCUUAAAACUUGAUCUAGCACUUGGGAUUGGAGGAUUACCAAAGGGAAGAAUAGUUGAAAUUUAUGGGAAAGAAGCUUCUGGAAAGACAACAUUAGCUCUUCAUAUUAUAAUGGAAGCUCAAAAGCUUGGAGGAUGUUGCACAUAUCUGGAUGUGGAGAAUGCAUUCGACCCUUUUCUUGCGGAAUCCAUGGGUGUAGACACAGAAAAUCUUCUUAUUGCACGCCCAAGUUCUGCUGAAAAUUUGCUGAGUGUGGUUGAUACGCUGACCAAAAGUGGAUCUGCGGAUGUAAUUGUAGUUGAUAGUGUUGCUGCCCUAGUCCCUCAGUAUGAACUUGAUAAUUCAAUAGGUUACCGUAAUGGAGAUGUACACUCGCGAAUAAUGACCCAGGCACUUCGUAAAAUUCAUUCUUCACUAUGUCGCUCUCAAACUCUUAUUGUUUUUGUUAAUCAGGUUAGAUCAAAACCUCGUCAAAAUUUUGGAAGUUUAGAGGUCACUUCUGGCGGAAAUGCCUUGAAAUUUUAUUCAGCCGUGCGAUUGAGAAUGAUUCGGACGGGAUUGCUCAAGACGGAGGAAACGAUAAGUGGUCUAGGAAUUUGCGUGGAAGUCGUGAAGAAUAAACUGGCACCUGCAAUGAAAAAGGCUGAACUGAAAUUAGCGUUCGGGAAAGGCUUUUGCGGUGCAUCUGAGGUCUUGGAUUUGGCUUCUGAACAUGGAAUCAUAGGGAAAGAAGGAAGUAAGUUUCUCAUCGACGGAGAAUUUUUCAGUGAUACACUUGCAGCUGAGCAGUACCUGACGGAAAACAGUUGCGUUCUUGAUAACAUUGUUAUACAAGUACGGAGAAAGUUGUUCGAAAGAAAUGCACACAAAUGGACUGAGUUUUAGUUCUUCAAUUCUCCGAGCUUCUGCAAAAGCUUGAUAGUUUCCAAACAAGCCGACACGACGCAGAAACAACAUUGGACAAUGAUGGUGGAUGAUAUGAGAGAAUCAAUGGUGAGAUUUGAAGUUCUAGUGUUGUAGUAGCCAUUUGGUUCAAUUAGUAAACAGAGCAGUGAGAUGGAUGAACCAUUGAAUUGCAUGUUUCAAUUAGGGAAUUUGUGCUUGAAGCUCAAAACUUCCUGUGUAGUUUAGUGUUGCUUACUUGAUCAUAAAACCAGAACCUUGUAAUUUUAUUGAUUUAGUAACAAUUACUAGUUUUGUAAUAAGAUUUAUGGUCGAAAAUUGGUAAA